Penicillium angulare is the source of this 333-nucleotide messenger RNA. RefSeq lists its product as uncharacterized. Lineage: Eukaryota; Fungi; Ascomycota; Eurotiomycetes; Eurotiales; Aspergillaceae. The transcript has a single exon. The coding region runs from base 1 to 333 and encodes 110 amino acids. The record is from RefSeq and is a predicted model, not a curated record.
AUGGCGCAUAUGGCUAGAAACCAAAAGACACUUUGCCAUCCUAAGGCCUUUGUUAAAGCACCCCUAAUAAUUGUAGAUGUGCCAAUUGUGCUUCCCAUGGUCAUGUAUGCCAUGUACUUCCCUCGUUGUGAGCGAGGAACAAUAUCGACCACUAGUGCGACUUCAGGCGCGAAUGCGCCAGAGCUUCCAAUGAUCUGUAUGCGCCGCAAAGCCAUGAGUGCCGCAAAGUUAUUUUGGCGGGCCAACCCAAUGCUGGUUAUCAUCAAUAUGAGCAUACAUAUGAGCAGUAUAGGCCUUCUCUCACUCCGGUCGGAAAAGCUCCCCGUGACGUGA